Solanum dulcamara is the source of this 1136-nucleotide messenger RNA. RefSeq names its product ATP-dependent RNA helicase eIF4A. The record is from RefSeq and is a predicted model, not a curated record. Bases 222 to 833 code for a protein of 203 amino acids. NCBI's taxonomy places the organism in Eukaryota, Viridiplantae, Streptophyta, Magnoliopsida, Solanales, Solanaceae. The transcript is spliced from 6 exons.
UUGUAAACGAAGGAAAACAGCCUGAGAAAGUAUUUGAUGAUUGAAUUUGGAGGAGAAUAUUCGUAAUCUCUGGGAACAUUGAAAACACAUACACGCUCAACUGAGAGGUUACAAAAAGGGGAAUUGGGCUUUAGAGUAGGGAAAUUGAAAGGUGAAUCCGCGAAGCAGUGGUUUUUUUUCUUCAAUUGUUCAGCGAAGCAAAAGUCUCAGAAGCCACACUGAUGGAGCCCAAUGAAGCUCCAUUAUCGACUUCUCCAUCAAGCUUCAGUUUCAGCCAGCAACGUCAUUUCUACCUCGCCGUCGAUAGAAUUCAGUUCAAAAUGGAGACUUUGGUGGAUCUAUUGGGCAUGGCUGGCCGGCUAUGGGCCAUACCUAUUGUAGUUAGCUGCAGCACACGUGACGAGCUCGACGCUGUCUUCUCCGCCCUUUCCAAUAUCCCACAUAUUACAAUGGCCGCUCUGUACAGUGAUCUUCCUGAAGCGGAACGUGCAAGAGUUUUAGCUAGUUUUCGUCAGGCUACAAUGAGGUGGAUCAAGCAGGAUUCAGGGGAAACAGAGAAGGUAGAGGAGAAGUCUCAUUUGAUAGUUGUCACGGAUGUUUGCCUUCCCCUCGUUAACUCUGGGGAGUCACCUAUUAGUGCUCGUGUCUUGAUUAAUUAUGAGCUACCAACAAAGAAGGAAACAUAUAUGAGGCGCAUGGCUACUUGCUUGGCAGCAGAUGGAUGUGUGAUCAACAUGGUUGUUGGAGGCGAAGUUGUUACUCUCAAAAGCCUUGAAGAAAGUAGUGGCCUUCUCAUAGCAGAAAUGCCCAUUAAUAUUUUUGAGAUUCUGUGAAGAGAUGAGGCCCUGCAGAUGUCUUCUGAACCCAUGAGAUUUCAAGUAAUUAGGCAUAUGAUUAAAAAAUUCUCCACUUCUGUAGUACUACAUCAGACUGUCAUUUGGCUUUCCUGUGAAGAGAUGAGGCCCUGCAGAUGUCUUCUGAACCCAUGAGAUUUCAAGUAAUUAGGCAUAUGAUUAAAAAAUUCUCCACUUCUGUAGUACUACAUCAGACUGUCAUUUGGCUUUCCUGAGUAGAGUUCUGUUGUUGAAUUUGGAUCCUAUUCCAUGCUUUGUCAAUUAUGAGAUGAGUGUUGAUUA